Molecule: messenger RNA, 3258 nt
Organism: Daphnia carinata
Lineage: Eukaryota; Metazoa; Arthropoda; Branchiopoda; Diplostraca; Daphniidae
Exons: 3
Coding region: 105-3152 (1015 amino acids)
Biological process (GO): nucleosome assembly
Cellular component (GO): nucleosome
Molecular function (GO): structural constituent of chromatin; DNA binding
Source: RefSeq, a predicted model, not a curated record
GUACAGGUUGCAGAGUAUAAAAGCACCCAGAAGGGCAGACAACCUAGUUAGUUGUCAGUGUGGUUUCGUGUUUAUCAAGUGGAGGCUUACGACCUCUCCGAAUCAUGGCACGGUCCAAAUAUACUACCGUUUUAUGGUUGCUAUCGUUAGCGAUAGCUCUUCACCUAGCAUGCGCAGAUAAAGGAGGAGGAGGAGGCGGUGGAUAUGGAGAUUCCUAUUCCGCUCCGCCUGCCAGCUCUUACGGAGCACCGGCCAAGGCACCCAAAGCCAAGGGAUAUGCGGCUCCCAAGGCCCCCAAGGCUCCCAAGGCACCUAAAGCACCAAAGGCCCCUACUCCAGUCAAAUACGCCGGACCUAUUGUUUACACGGCUGAGAAGCCACCCGUGAUUUAUUUCCCGCCACCACCUCUUCCGCCAAAGGCAAAGAAGGAGAAAUCAAAGGGAAAGGGAUACGGAUACGGAGCUCCCGAGCCCGAAUACAAACAGCCCAAGGCUGAACAUCCCAUCAAAUACGUCCCACUUCCUCAUCACGACCUUCCCGUCUUGAUCUACCAAUCCGAUAGUCAGCCGCCUAUUCACGUUGUCCACCCACCCGCGGGAGAUUACGCUCCGGCUCCGGCCCCGCAAUACGCCUCAUCAUACGAACAACCAGCCCCGGCUUAUGAUGCAGGAUCGUCUUACGCUGCAUCAGCUCCGGCUCCUUACUCUCCCCCGCCACCACCGACUUACGACGCGGCUCCUCCCGCAUACGAAGCCGCUCCAGCACCGGCCUAUCCCCAACCGCAACCGUACGAAGCUGCUCCGGCUUACCCUCAACCUCAACAGUACGAAGCUGCUCCGGCUUACCCUCAACCUCAACCGUACGAAACUGCUCCGGCUCCAACUUACGAUGCCGCUCCCCCAGCACCCGUUUACGACGCAGCCCCCGCUUACCCGCAACCCCAGCCGCAGUCGUACGAGACUGCUCCUUCGGCGUCUGCUUACGCACCGCAACAACAAUCUUACGAUGUUGCUCCCGCACCGGCUUACCCGCAACCCCAGCCACAAUCGUAUGAAACUGCGCCGUCAGCUUCGGCUUACGCUCCCCAACAACAGGCGUACGAUGCUCCUGCUGCUCCCGCUUACGAAGCCGCACCUGCUCCUUACACUCCUCCUCAGCAGUAUUACGAUGCUGCCCCUGCUCCGGCUUACGCCCCACAACCGGCUCAGUAUGAACCCGCACCUGCCCCGGCUUACGAAGCAGCUCCUUCUGGACAGGCUUACGCCACGGCUCCUGCAUACGAACAACCAGCUCCAUCGUACGAUCAAGCUCCUCCGGCAUACGCUCCCCCAGCUUACGAACAGCCGGCUCCAGCUUACGAUCAACCCGCCCCAUCUUACGAGCAAGCUCCACCAUCGUACGCACCGGCCGCCCCUGCUUACGAACAACCAGCUCCUUCCUACGAUCAGCCCGCUCCCGCUUACGAUCAGGCUCCAGCAUAUCCCGUUGCUUCGACUCAGCCUCUUUACUUGAGCGCCCCACCUGCCCCAGCUCCCGUCUACGUCAACCAGCCCGAUCCUUACUAUGCCCCACCCGCACCCUCAUACGGCGCUCCCGCACCCUCAUACGGCGCUCCCAAGAAACCAAAGGCUCCCAAGGCUUCUUACGGUGCCCCAAAGCUGCCCAAGAUUUCCUUGCCCAAGAUCAAGAGCAAGGGUUACGGCGCUCCCAAGAAACCCAAGGCAUCUUACGGCGCUCCUAAGGCUCCAAAGGCCCCCAAGGCACCUAAAGCUAAGGGAUACGCUGCUCCUAAAGCCCCUAAAGCACCCAAAGCAAAGGGAUAUUCAGCCCCCAAGGCACCCAAGGAGAAGGCACCUAAAGCACCUGAAGCUCCACACAUCGUUUACGCUGGACACCCGCCCAUCCACGUCUACCAGCAGCCCGAAGCUUACAUCACUCCCGAAGAGCCCAAAAAGGCACCCAAGGCUCCUAAAGCUCCCAAAGCUAAGGGAUACUCGGCACCCAAGGCCCCUAAAGCACCCAAAGCCUCAUACGGCGCACCCAAGGCCCCAAAGGCACCAAAGGCCCCUAAAGCUAAAGGUUACGGAGCACCAAAGGCCCCCAAGGCAUCUUACGGAUCCCCCAAAGCACCUAAAGCACCUAAAGGACAGUACGGAAAGGCCCCCAAAGCCCCUAAAAGCAAAGGAAACACUUACGAGCCACCUAAAGCUAAGGGAGUGUACGUUCCAGCCCCGAAAGCCUACCACAAGCCACCCAUUAUCAUCUACCAGGGUGUCCGUCCUCCCGUGCACGUCUACCAGGCCCCAGUCGCUGAUUACGCCCCGGCUCCCAGCUACGGAUCUGCCCCACCAUCUUACGAUGCCGGUUACUCUGCCCAAGAGCCAUCCUACGAUAGCGGAGCCGGUUACGCACCUCAGCCACCAGCUUACGACGCCGGAGCCAGUUACGCUCCUCAAGCGCCAGCUUACGAUGCCGGCUAUGCUCCUCAGGCCCCAGCUUACGACUCUGGAGCUGGUUAUGCUCCUCAGGCCCCAGCGUACGACGCUGGAGCCGGUUAUGCUCCCCAAGCCCCAGCUUACGACGCUGGAGCCGGUUACGCUCCCCAAGAGCAAUCGUACGCCCCGCAAGAACAAUCGUACGCUCCGCAAGAACAAUCGUACGCUCCGCAAGAACAAUCGUACGCUCCGCAAGAACAAUCGUACGCACCCCAAGAGCCAUCUUACGGUGGAGCAGCAGACUACGCUCAGCCAGCACCGACCUACACUGACGCUGGUUCUCAACCCGAUUAUUCCCAACAGCAGCCCCAAGCUUACGAUGCCGGUGCAAGCUACUCUGUAGCUCCCGCCGCUCCCUCAUACGAUCAACAGCCACAGCAAGAACAAGCUCCCGCCUACGACGCUGGAGCUGCUGCGCCAGCCGCUGGCGGUUACGCCGUCAAGAGCGACGAAUGGACACCGGUGAACGGUGGUUCGUCUCCCGGUUUCGCUGUGCCCGGCGCAGCCAAUUACUUCCCCGUCUACAAUCGGGGUCAAGUUUACGGGCUGAGAAACGCUAAAUCAGACGAACAGCAAAAAGUGGAAGCUGAAGGAGAGAGUCCAGUCGAACUGACAGUCGGAUCGGCACUAACGAUCGAUGGCCAGGACGAGGAGUAAAAAAAAAAAAAAAAAAACGAGAGUUAAAAGGGUUCUUUUUCACCGUUCCCUGUUCCAUGCGGAUGGAACAGAUUUUCAAUUUCUAAAAAAAAAAACAAUUUCCACC